AUGGACAGGACCAUGUACGUGGACUACAAAGUCUUCACUGUUCGGCCAAAUGACACAGAGGCAGCCGUCUCUGAUAUUCUGCAGGAAGCUUCAGAGAGUCAUCAGCUUUAUAUCAUCAGCCUCUUCCUCUCCAGCAUCUACAUUAUAUUCCUGUUCCCCGUGGGCUUCAUCGGGAACAUCCUCAUCUUAGUGGUCAACCUGCACCACAAGGGCCGCUUAACAGCCCCGGACCUGUACUUUGUCAACCUGGCCGUGGCCGACCUCACUCUCGUGGCCGACUCUCUGAUCGAGGUGUUCAACCUGAAGCAGGGCUAUUACGACAAGCCCCACCUCUGCACCUUCAUGAACCUUUUCCAGCAGGCCAACAUGUACAGCAGCGUCUUCUUCUUAUCCUGGAUGAGCUUCGACAGGUUUGUUGCAAUGACUGGCCUCAUGGGUCGCAGCAUGCCGCACGCACGCCUCAGCUGCUGCCUCAUCUGGGUGUCCUCGUCUUUGCUCACUGUGCUUCCUUUUGCCAUAGCUCAAAGCCAGCAUGCCGGAGAACUCCACUUCUGCUUCGCCAACGUGACCCAGAUUCAGUGGCUGGAGGUGAUGCUGGGUUUCUUGCUGCCUUUCUGCAUCUUGGGUCUGUGCUACUGGAGAAUAGCACAGGUGCUCCGGAGGAGCCAGAGGGGACGAGAUGGCCCCCGGCAGAGGCCUCGCAGGCAGAAGGCUCUGCGGAUGAUCUCAGCAGCUGUGUUAGUCUUCUUCCUCUGCUGGCUCCCGGAGAACGUGUUUGUAAGCGUUCACCUUCUAAGAGGUGACUCAGACAGCAGCACACUGUGGCAGGACUACCCCCUCAUGGGUCAUGCUGUCAGGCUGGCGGCCUUUUCUAACAGCUGUCUGAACCCACUCAUCUACAGCUUCCUUGGGGAGACCUUUCGGGUUAAACUGAGGCUCCUUCUCCAGGAGAGGAGCAGAUGGGCCAAGCUGCACAGGUCAGCCACUGGGAAAUCUUUCUAUGUACAAGCUGCAAACACAUGUGGCCAUGCACCAUGCCACAGGCAAAGCCUGUCCACACACUUAAACUCUAACAUUCUUCCACAAACUGUUCCGCUCCCCCCAAACAAAGACCAAGUGCAUACAGUGGGCCACAAUGAUAACAGAUGACAUCAUGUCUGUGCCAUCAGUGUAAAGACAUCAUUAAAGGACACUGUAAAAGCAAGGACUCAAACUGUUGAGGAAACACUUGUUUAAUCUGUUUUUAAAAGGAUAGUUUGGAUGUUUAGAGCUGGGGUGUUACAAGUACUUAUCUAUAGUCAGUUACCUACAGCAGGCAGCAUUCGGUGCACCCCUCAUUUGGAGAAGCAGACAGGAGUACCAACAUGGAAGCUACGCAAUGCACUGCUGUGAACAGGGUCAGCGUCAAA
Epinephelus fuscoguttatus (brown-marbled grouper) is the source of this 1409-nucleotide messenger RNA. Its product is annotated as G-protein coupled estrogen receptor 1-like. The record is from RefSeq and is a predicted model, not a curated record. Gene Ontology annotation, molecular function: G protein-coupled receptor activity; nuclear estrogen receptor activity. Gene Ontology annotation, cellular component: membrane. NCBI's taxonomy places the organism in Eukaryota, Metazoa, Chordata, Actinopteri, Perciformes, Serranidae. The transcript has a single exon. Bases 1 to 1149 code for a protein of 382 amino acids. Gene Ontology annotation, biological process: G protein-coupled receptor signaling pathway; cellular response to estradiol stimulus.